Molecule: messenger RNA, 1683 nt
Organism: Seriola aureovittata
Lineage: Eukaryota; Metazoa; Chordata; Actinopteri; Carangiformes; Carangidae
Exons: 4
Coding region: 17-655 (212 amino acids)
Source: RefSeq, a predicted model, not a curated record
UGUGAAUAAUCAGUUGAUGAAAACCUGCAGGAUCUCCACAUAUCAAGCUCAGUCAUCCAGCAAAAUGGAGAUUCAGCAGCAAAAUAAGCUGUAUCUGGAGGCCAUCCAGGAAGAGUCAGAGCAAGAAGAUGAAAUCGGAGGAAGCAAAACAGGGGAAAGUGAGGAGUAUUCUCGGACUCAAGUGGGUGUGGACACAGAGGAGGUAAUGACAGAAGAUGAGAGUGAAGAAGAGGAAGACGAUGUUCCGCUGAGGGUUCUCAGACCCAGGCGACUGUCUCGUUCUUCGAGCCAAGAGAGUUUUGUUCCGAUGCCACCUGCUAACAAUGACCAGGAAGAAACGCAGAAUUCCUCAGUGUCAGACACGAGCUCACGCACAGAGGAUUUCCGUGAUGAAGCUACAACACCUGGGCAGCCAGAGGUAGAAAAUGGGAAGCAGUCCAGUCGCAGGGAGCUGGCAAUAAAGAUCUCCAAGAUCAGAUGGCAAAAACACACACCACCUAAACCAUCAGUAAAGAAGAGGAGGACAAACGAGACGCGCCGCAAGGAACCAUCAGUGGUUAAAAAUGUUUCCAAGGCGGACCCGCUUCCUCCGUGGCUGGUAGACCUGAUGGUCAACAUCGAAGAGGCAACAACACACCAACUGGUGGUUGAGUAACACUCAUCACAGGCCUCACGAGGUGAGCGUGGAACAUGUUGGGUACACCAAGCAUUGACCUUGUUGAAGAAUACUGAAUGUAGAAGGAAAAAAACAUACCAUAAUAAGAGCUGGCACUGCCAGAGAGUAAGGUCCAUGUGCAAUAUUUAUGUCAGUUUUGUUGUCAUUAGCUGUGAAGUAACGAGUACAAUAAGGCCUAUAGGUUUCAUAAUGAGUUCACUGCAUGAUGAAAACAUUUGUUCCAUUCCUGUCAACAUAUUAGUUUUUUGUGCAAUUUUAUAUUAAGAAAAAAAAAUCAAUCUUAUUUGACUAUAAUUCUGGCUUUUGUGUGUUGUUCUCUAACCCCAUGUUAACCUCCCCAUACAUCAGACAUACAGUAGCUUAUGUGUAACUUAAUAAAUGUGGUUGUCAGCUUCAACCUGAACCAAUUUACCUCGGUCCAAGUCGGUGUCUUUUGAUUUAAAUGUCCAUGUAAAAUACUCAGAGGCCAAAGCUCUCUCUGUAAAGUGCAGUCAAACAUGUUGCCAGUUGUGUAUUUAACUUUGAGAGAGCAAUAGGGAAGAGGUUAUCUUUAUUGGGUGCAGCUUGUCUUUACCAUUUGAUAUGUUGCCAGUCAAGAUGUGGUGUGUUUUUUUUUUUUUUUGUUUUUUUUUUUCAAUAAGAAUAAUUUUCGAACUAAAUGGGGGAGGGAGGGGAGAGUGGUGUUUCGAUUGUUUUUAGACCUAUUUUGGGAGAAUUUUCAUGCUAGUCUAAUGCUUUGUCACUAUACACAUAAAAGCAAAGAGUCGUAGCCAAAUAGUUACUUAAUACUUUACCAUAAAGACCUCUUUUCCAUUGGCUGAAGUAUCCACAUCCUUUACUUAAGUAAAAGUAGACAAUACAUGUACAGCAGCAAUCUAAAACCACUUCAUUACAAGUAAAAGCUCUGCAUUAAAAUGUUUACUGUGAGAAGAGGGCUGUAUUAACAAAAUGUACUUAAACUAUUAAACAUGCUGUUAUAUACAUUAUGUAUAUUAUAGAUGUCAAUA